ACGUACAUAUUUUGGUAUUAACAUUCACAUUUGACACACACACUGUUCCCUUCAAACUUCCGUUUUUCUCCGGUAGCCAUGGCUGUGGGUAGAGGCCUCGCUGUCGUGCUGCUCUUACUGGCGGUGUACUGUGGGCUGGACCCAUUCAAACACAGCCCAAUAGCGAACUUCCCUGACUUCGACGCCAAAAAGAUUGACAUGCCGACAUGGUCCGAGGUUCCUACCCAGCAAGACAAACACAACUUGUUGCAAAAAUCUGAGAUAAAGUUUUUGAAUGAGGUGCAGGGUCCAGAGAGCAUUGCCUUUGACCCUCUUGGUCGUGGCCCUUAUACCGGUCUCGCCGAUGGCAGAAUCGUUUUCUGGAAUGGUCACUCUUGGGUUGACUUUGCUUAUACCUCCCCCAACAGGUCAGAACUGUGUAAUCCUAUAGCAUCUGCGACACCUUUCAGUUUUGUGAAAACUGAGCAUAUAUGUGGAAGGCCUUUGGGACUUAGAUUUCACAAGAAAACAGGUGAUUUGUACAUUGCAGAUGCAUAUUUUGGGCUCUUGAAGGUGGGCCCUGAGGGUGGUUUAGCAACCUCUCUUGUAACUGAGGCUGAAGGGGUGCCUUUGAGGUUUACUAAUGAUGUUGAUGUUGAUGAGGAAGGGAAUGUUUAUUUCACGGAGAGCAGUUGUAUUUAUCCGAGGAGGAAUUUCAUUCAGCUGGUAUUUUCUGGGGACGACAGUGGCAAGGUUUUGAAAUACAACCCUACCACUAAGGAAACCACUGUUCUUGCAAGGAACAUUCAAUUCCCAAAUGGCAUUUCCUUAAGCAAGGAUGGUUCCUUCUUUGUCUUCUGUGAAGGGGUUGUUGGCAGGUUACGUAAAUACUGGCUGAAAGGAGAUAAAGCUGGGACUUCAGAGAUCUUAGCCAUUCUACCUGGAUAUCCAGACAAUGUGAGAGUGAAUGAAGAUGGUGAUUUUUGGGUGGCUAUUCAUUGUAGAAGGUAUAUGUAUGCGUAUCUUAAUGGUCUCUACCCAAAGAUAAGGAAAGCCAUACUCAAGCUUCCUAUACCAACAAAGAUUCAAUAUCUGCUUCAAAUAGGAGGUCACCCACAUGCUGUAGUAGUUAAGUAUAGCCCUGAAGGUAAACUUGUGCAGAUAUUGGAGGACAGUGAGGGGAAAGUUGUUAAAGCAGUGAGUGAAGUGGAGGAGAAGGAUGGGAAACUCUGGAUGGGAAGUGUUCUCAUGCCUUUUGUUGCAGUAUACAACUUGACAUAAAGCAGAUUACAAUCUCCCCCCACUAAGCUCUUUUCUAUCUUGAAUUCUCUCAGUUGAAGAAGUUGAGUUUUGCUUUAACUUUAUCAAUAAUGAACCUUAUAUUUCCAAUUGAAAUCCUGAGAUGAAUUUGGCUUUGCUUC
Molecule: messenger RNA, 1400 nt
Organism: Abrus precatorius (Indian licorice)
Lineage: Eukaryota; Viridiplantae; Streptophyta; Magnoliopsida; Fabales; Fabaceae
Product: protein STRICTOSIDINE SYNTHASE-LIKE 3-like
Exons: 4
Coding region: 79-1260 (393 amino acids)
Biological process (GO): biosynthetic process
Molecular function (GO): strictosidine synthase activity
Source: RefSeq, a predicted model, not a curated record